This is a messenger RNA of Melanotaenia boesemani (Boeseman's rainbowfish), 5882 nucleotides long. It is a transcript of the gene pde1cb, whose product is annotated as phosphodiesterase 1C, calmodulin-dependent b. The record is from RefSeq and is a predicted model, not a curated record. Gene Ontology annotation, biological process: signal transduction. The coding region runs from base 404 to 2674 and encodes 756 amino acids. Gene Ontology annotation, molecular function: 3',5'-cyclic-nucleotide phosphodiesterase activity. NCBI's taxonomy places the organism in Eukaryota, Metazoa, Chordata, Actinopteri, Atheriniformes, Melanotaeniidae. The transcript is spliced from 19 exons.
GGUAUUUAAAACUUGACUAAUCUUCAGCCCAUUUAAUUCUGUUGCUACAUAUGGGUUCUCUGCCCAUUAUAAUAAUCCUGGAAACUGGUCGGUUAAUUAAUGUUUGUCCCGGGAGAUCAGCGACAGAACAACUUCCAUGUGACCUGUCAGAGGAAACAAACCCAGAGAGAUGAAAACAUGUCCAGUUUAACUCCGUUGAUUAUUUCUUUUUUAUCAGUCUUGUGGCUUGUUAGUAAACAUUUUAGCGAUAAAGUUACAGCCGAAUGGUGACUGAGACGUCUGUUUUUUGUUUGUUUUGUUUUUCAUGGCAAUCGGAACAACACGGUUUCAACAGGUUUUGAGGAAAAAUGAAAGGUAAACCUGAAAAAACUGCUUCCUAGAGGGGUUUUUAACCUUUGCUGUGAUGGGUUCGGUGACUUCUGCUCUAACUAGGACGAGGAACGCUUUAGUGAAAGUGGGUUCGGAGCCCGAGAACCAUGACCCGGAGAGGAGCCGGUCCGCUCCGGAGUCGGACCGAGCCAAGAAAAAGAGCGCGCGGUUCAACGUCGCGGGCCAAUCCGGUCGGCAGAGUUCUCGCCAGUCGCUGUCUGAGGUCCUGGGCAGACAAGACUCCGACGGAACAAGACAAAGUUCAAGAAAAAAGACAUCUGAGGGUCAGCAGAGCGUGGCGAAUGAUGAUGGAGAAAGUUCUACCAGACCCCAGGCUAGUUUUGCACGCUCAAAGUCCCAGAAUGCUUUGUGGAAUGCCAUCACAGCAGGGAUGGGGAUCAAAGACAAAGAGCAGAAGGCCCUCCUAAAUGACCCACGGAGUCCUGAAGAGAUUUUGGCCGAUGAUCUUCCUGCAGGAGAUGAACCAGAUGCCACAGAGAAAACUGCCAUCAGGCGCAAGUACAAGAAGACGUCCCAGAGAUUACGAUGUCUGGUGAAGCAACUAGAGAGAGGAGAGGCUUCCCUCAUUGACCUCAAGAAAAACCUUGAGUAUGCAGCUUCUGUACUGGAAUCCGUUUACAUCGAGGAGACAAGGCGAUUGGUGGACACAGAAGAUGAGCUCAGUGAUAUCCAGUCGGAGUCUGUGCCUUCGGAGGUGCGGGACUGGCUGGCCUCCACCUUCACCAGACAGAUGGGCCUGAUGUUGCGACGGAAUGAAGAAAAACCUCGCUUCCGCAGCAUUGUGCACGCUGUUCAGGCUGGCAUAUUUGUCGAGAGGAUGUACCGACGUACCUCCAAUAUGGUGGGACUCAGCUACCCCGCGUCUGUCAUAUCUGUGCUUAAGAAUGUUGACAAGUGGUCGUUUGAUGUGUUUGCUCUGAAUGAGGCCAGCGGGGAUCACGCACUUAAAUUCAUAUUCUACGAGUUGCUCACCAGAUAUGAUCUCAUUAGUCGCUUCAAGAUCCCAAUCUCUGCAGUGGUGUCAUUUGUGGAGGCGCUAGAAGUUGGAUAUAGCAAACAUAAAAACCCGUACCACAACCUGAUCCAUGCUGCUGAUGUCACUCAGACUGUACACUAUCUGCUACUCAAGACUGGCAUGGUGCAUUGGUUGACUGAACUCGAGAUCUUUGCCAUGAUCUUUGCGGCGGCAGUGCACGACUAUGAGCACACAGGGACCACAAACAACUUCCACAUCCAGACAAGGUCAGACACAGCUAUCCUCUAUAAUGACCGCUCAGUGUUGGAGAGUCAUCAUGUCAGCGCAGCCUACCGCCUGCUGCAGGAUGACGAUGAAAUGAACAUCCUCUACAACCUCUCCAAGGAUGACUGGAGAGAGCUUCGUGCUCUGGUGGUGGAGAUGGUGCUGGCCACUGAUAUGUCCUGCCAUUUCCAGCAGGUUAAGGCCAUGAAGAACUUCUUACAACAACCUGAAGGGAUCGACAAGCCCAAAGCCCUGUCCCUGCUGCUGCACACAGCAGACAUCAGCCACCCGGCUAAAAGUUGGGACCUCCACCACCGCUGGACCACCUCACUGCUAGAGGAGUUCUUCAGACAGGGGGACAAAGAGGCUGAGCUGGGGUUGCCGUUCUCUCCACUGUGUGACAGAAAGUCGACAAUGGUGGCACAGUCCCAGAUAGGAUUCAUAGACUUCAUCGUGGUGCCCACCUUCACUGUGCUGACAGACAUGAUGGAGCGGAUCGUCACUCCGCUCAUCGACGAGGCCUCUCACUCAGGUCUGGCUGGCUUUAGACGUUCGAGUCUGAACAGUAUUAGCUCAGAUGAAACCAAGAGGCACAGUGUCAAGAGCGUGGGCUCCGACAGCAGCUCAUCAGGCCAAAACUCUCUGCUGACGGUGGACAUUAAGAACUUUAAAGCCUUGUGGAACGAGGAGGUUUAUCAGAACAGGGAAAGGUGGAAAGCCCAGGCUGCUAAAGAGGCAGAGGAGAGAGCUAAAAAGGAAGCAGAGGAGAAAGCACAGCAGGCUAUGGAGCCCCAAGAGGUCCACAAAGAUUCAGAACACCAAGAUCCAAAGGAGAAUAAACUGGAGGGGGAGCCACCUGAGCCAUCAGAGGUCGAAAGACCACCAGAUGGUUUCACAGGGGAACCAGAUCAGGGAUCGCAGCCUGGGAGCACAGUGCAUCAGAAUCUCCCUCUGCAGAAUGGAGAGCUGUCAGAAGAAACUGAAUCUCCAGAUGAUGAAGAAAAUAAGAACAAAGAAAUGGGUGCAGAGGAAGUGAUGGAAUAACGGGGCUGCGAAGCAUCAUGGCCACAUUAUUGCUGUGCUGCUGUUGACCUGAUCCUGCCACACAAAGCUAUGAGGGACUUAGCUUAAAGGGAAUUCCAUUGACUGGACUAUGUCGCCCUCUACUGGUCACUGAGAAACUGACACCUUUGCUUCCAUGUGUGUUUACUGUGUCCACCUUGUGUUUACUGCAGUUAUCAUGUUUUUACUAUGUAUGCAGAGUCAUGUGCAUUAUUCCUUCCCUCCUGCUUAUUACUGAAGACUUUUGAGAGGAAUUAAUAACAUUAAAUUGGCAGCGGUGGGGGUGCAAUAGGAGCCUUUAGCAAAUGUUUUGCAGUUUGUUUAAUUUCUUAAAUCUGUCUUUGUUCAACUUAACCACAGAAAUGUAGCUGUUGUAAAAGUCCCAUUUUAAUUCUUUGCAGCAUUUCUUUUUUUCUUUGUUUUGUGGAUAAUUAGUAAAAGAUGUUUUUUUAUGUUAUGGUAAUUUAUUAAGUUUAUUGCAAAUUCAAAUAAAAGUGGAGAUCUGUUCAGAAUGCAGAAUAGACGCACAUUUAAAAGACUUUUACAACAGCAUGUACAAUGUAUGUAUGUACAUUACACUGAGGUUAGAAUCACAGAUCUUCAGCACUAUUUUAUUAACAAGCAAUCCAGAAACCUAUUCAAAUGUAGAAAACUUCUUCCUAUGAUUUUGGAGCCUCUCAUGUUUGCUAAGGCAGCAAAAAGAAAAUUAAUAGUAAUUUUUUUACCACAAGUUAUGACGUGUUUACUUUCUUUUUGCUUUCCAUAGAAAUGUGCAAUCCUCAUGCAUUUUUGUUCCUUUCAGCCAGGUACAAAUUGCUUUGGGUUUAUUUGUGAGUAUGUUUUGUCCUCUAUACUGUAAAUAUUAAAAGUUUGGCUCUGAGGUGGAGUAGAAAUCCAUCCACAGUCCAGUAAGGGAAUUUUUUUUUUUUUUUUUUUUUUGGAAAUAAAUGUAUAAAGAUUAUUGUGAAAAUGUCCAAAAAAUUAGAAAGCAGUUUUUGCAUUUCAAACAUAUCACAUACACAAAUGCAUUGAAGUUUUAGUUUAAUGUCUUUGUUAAUCUUUUUGUCAAACUGUUUUGUAUUUAUGUCUGUAUGAUUCAUGCACUAGAUGUGUCUAAUAUCGUCAAAGUGCGUGUUCUUCUCGAUGCCUUCUAUGUGUAUUUAAGCUGUAGCAAAAAGUCUGCUUUGCUACUGAAUUAGAGGAUUUUUAUCUCCUUCUUCUUCUUUACCGUUUUGGUCCUCGGUGUAAUGUUUAAUCAGCGUGUUUACAGUGCACUCGUACGCCUCUUAGCUGGCCAAACCCAUCGUGCUUCUGUGGUGUAUCUGAGGCUGCGAGUCCAAACUGUACCUGCUUCUUAGGUGUUUGCUGGGGUUUUAAUGCUUGUAAUGUUGCAUAUAGACGAUGUCGCUCUUGCUUACUGUUUAUAUGUAACAUAACCAACCCCUGAUAUGAUGGGUUAGCUUUUACUUUGUACUUUGUAAUAUGCAUAACUGGAGAAAAGAAAGGAAGCAUUUUGGCAGUAUUUUCAAUUUUAAUCGUUUUCUUUCUUUUCUUUUUCUUUUUUUUUUUUUUUUUAUGAAACUCCCUUUUUAUUUUUUCCUUCUGUUCUUUUGGUAUGGAGAGCCCAACAUUUACUGUGCCAAGAUUAAGCUCUUGGUGAACUUGAAGUUUUUAAAGUACACCAUAUGUACAGCAUACUGAUACAUACAGUGACGUGUCUGAUAUGCAGUAUAUGAAACUGAAAAAGGGUAAUCACUUUAAGACCUAAAACUGAUAUAAAAUUGUAGAAAGUAUAAAUUUCUUUUUUUUUUAGGCCAUUUUGUUCUAAUACUUUCUUCCUCUUUUUUAUUGUAACAGGAUGAUGGUUAAAUAGCCGCUUUUCAUACGCUAAAACCACAUUCUACUUUCUACCUAAAAGAUGCAGUCAGUGGUUAGAAAGCCAGCUGGCUGAUUGUGUGCCUCUAUCUGUACUUUUCAUGUCACACCUUCCACCUGUAUGAAAUUUAGUGAUGUCAUUUGAACCUGCGCUCCAGGUGUAAACAAACUAGUUAAUAUCAUUUCACACUGAAGAGUCAACAGAAUCAGCCUGUAGUCAGCUGUUUCAUGUUUCACAGUAUUUGCAAUUAUGUUUUCCUGCUACAUUUUUCUGAUUUUCUUUUAGAAAAGUCUAUUUUCUAGCUGUUUCGUGAUGUUUAGUCUGAUUUUAUUUUAUUGUAGUUUGCUCUCUUUUUAUGCUCAGAGGAUCGAUUGUAUGAGCACACUGUCCUUUUUCAUUUUGUCUCUCCUCUGUGUGUAUAUGUUAUGUUUUACUCCACCAGCUUUAUAUGAAGUCAUAAAAAUUCAAGUAGUUCAAAAUUGUAAAUUUAAAGUGCAUCAAUCUUUACAUACUACAGUUAAACAUCUUUAAAAUAGACUGCCUGACACUUGGUAAAGCAGAAUAUAUUUUCUGUACCAAGGGACCAACACAUGUACAGUCUUGUAGUUUGCUUUACCUUCCACUUGCUACUGUGAUAGCCUACUAUAUGAACAUUUAACAGGACUUUAUACUGAUCAUAAUAGGAAACAUAGCUGUAUCGCUGACAUGUAAAGACAUCUGAAAAUGGUGUUUGGUAGUUGGUACUGUUUAUUGCUUUGUUUCCCUGUUUUGUCUGUAUUGACUGAUCUCAAUGGCUCAAGUGACUGAAGAUUGAUGGGUGUAAAGUGUGCGUGCAUGUAUGUGUGUGUGUGUGUGUGUGUGUAUCUGCCACAAAAUACUUAAUGUGCAUUUCUGAUCUCCUCACUGUGACCUACUCUGUUAAUGAGUGCAAUGAGAUGUUUGCGUGUGAGAGAGAAAGAUAAAGAGAUGCAGUAGACUGUAUGAAACUGCCUAAACAGUUUGUUUUAGAUCCAAAGCAUGUCUCUAACAACCCAGAAAGCUGAUACCACUGAUAUGUUUGCUUUUUAAAAAUAGUAGCAUUCAGUAUUAUGUGGGUCAAGUAACAAAAAAAAUGGGUGGAAAAUUUAAAAAACAAAUGAACUGACAGCAGGUAAUUAUUGUCCACUACAUCCCUGAACAGACAGAAUGACUGGGACUGAAUGUGUGUGUGCAUGCAUGUGUGUGUCACUGUACCGUGCCGGCCAGGCGGCCGUGUGCGCCACCCUGCUCUGUGACUGCACAGCCGUAUCAAUAAAUCUGGACUUAAAGGGCUCA